Molecule: messenger RNA, 4055 nt
Organism: Pelobates fuscus (common spadefoot toad)
Lineage: Eukaryota; Metazoa; Chordata; Amphibia; Anura; Pelobatidae
Gene: KL
Product: klotho
Exons: 5
Coding region: 158-3121 (987 amino acids)
Biological process (GO): carbohydrate metabolic process; fibroblast growth factor receptor signaling pathway
Molecular function (GO): fibroblast growth factor binding; fibroblast growth factor receptor binding; hydrolase activity, hydrolyzing O-glycosyl compounds
Source: RefSeq, a predicted model, not a curated record
ACCUCGCACAGGGGACCAGUGAUACACUGAGCUCAGCUGGGUGAUACUCUCAACAUCCACACUAGUGAAAAGGACAGACUGCAACCUUUCCUGGAGGUGUCAGGGUCCUGGGUCUUCACCUGCCCUGGAUUCCAAGCCUUGCCAGCCACUCUGAGCUAUGCCAGCCAGCUCUCUCCUGCCCUGGCUGCUUUGGAGCUGCCUGACCUGUGCUGUCCAGGGCAAUUCGGAGAAUACCUGGGCCAGGUUUGAGAAGCUCCCCUUCCCAGAGGACAACCUGUUCCUCUACGAUACCUUUCCUCCUGAUUUCAUGUGGUCAGUGGGCACAGCAGCCUAUCAGAUAGAGGGAGGUUGGCAGCAGGAUGGCAAGGCUCCUUCCAUUUGGGACACCUUCUGUCACAGAGAGGACCAUGGCAGGCUCUCUGGAGAUGUGGCCAGUGACAGCUACAACUACCUCUUCAGGGACAUAGACGCUCUGGAAAUCCUAGAGGUCACCCAUUACAGGUUCUCCAUCUCUUGGCCAAGGCUGUUCCCUAAUGGCACAGAAGCUGGUCCAAACGAGGCAGGCUUGAACUACUACACCAAUCUCAUCAAGAGGCUCAAGGAACAUAGCAUAGAGCCUGUUGUUACCUUAUACCACUGGGACCUGCCUCAGAGGCUGCAAGACCUGUAUGGAGGCUGGGUCAAUAAGUCUAUGGUGGGCAUCUUUAAAGCCUAUGCCAUGGAAUGUUUCAAGCUUUUUGGCAAUGAUGUCAAAUUCUGGAUCACUAUGGACAACCCUUAUGUGGUGGCUUGGCAUGGAUAUGGCACUGGAAGAGUGCCCCCUGGCAUUAAAGGAGAGAAACAUCUUGGAUACAAAGCUGGGCACAAUCUCAUCAAGGCGCAUGCUGUAGUAUGGCAUCUCUAUGAUAAACAGUUUCGUGCAUCGCAGGGUGGACAAAUAUCUAUAGCCCUGGCUUCUCAUUGGAUAAAACCACUUAACAUGACGGAUAAUUUCAUCAGAGAGUGUCAGAAGUCUUUAGACUUUGUCCUGGGAUGGUUUGCCAAACCAAUAUUUCUAGAUGGGGAUUAUCCUCAGUCUAUGAAGAACAAUCUUUCUUCUCUUUUACCAGAUUUUACAGAAGAAGAAAAAAGAUCGAAUAAAGGCACUGCUGACUUUUUUGCUCUUUCGUUUGGCCCCAUACUAAGCUAUAAAAUGUUAGAUCCGGAUAUGAAAUUUCGUCAGAAGGAAUCUGUAAAUCUCCGGGAGCUACUGUACUGGAUUCACAUGGAAUACAACCAACCUCAGAUAUUUAUUGUGGAGAAUAGCUGGAUGCUCUCUGCGAUGACUAAGACAGAAGAUGCAAAAUACAUGUAUUAUCUUAAAAAGUUUGUUAUGGAAACUUUAAAAGCAAUUAGAUAUGAUGGUGUAAAUGUCAUCGGAUACACGGCUUGGUCCCUAAUGGAUGGUUUUGAGUGGCUGAGAGAAUACCGGAACAGACGCGGAUUGUUUUAUGUAGAUUUUCAAAGUCACAAUAAAAAUCUGAUACCAAAAUCCUCAGCACUGUUUUAUAAGCAGCUUAUUAAGAAGAAUGGAUUCCCACCACUGCCGGAAAAUCAACCUAUACAAGGAACGUUUCCCUGCAAUUUUGCUUGGGGUACAUCUGCAUACACUAUACAGAUUGACACCACGCCAUCUCAGUUUAAUGAUCCUAGUGUCUACAUCUGGGACAUGAAUAAGACGAAAGGCCUUACCAAGGUAGACGGAAUUCAUGUCCCAAAGAGGAAAACGCACUGUGUAGACUUUACGGCCAUUCGUCUGCAGAUAUCUUUACUACAGGAAAUACAUGUCUCCCAUUUUUAUUUCUCGCUCAAAUGGGCUGCCAUUCUUCCUCAUGGAAACUAUUCUCUAGUCAACCAUAAAAUCCUACACUACUACCAGUGUUUCGUAAGUGAACUGGUUAGGGUUAAUAUUACUCCAGUUGUUGCUCUGUGGCAACCAAUUGCCGAACAUCAAGGUUUGCCUUUUCAUCUUGCAAAAAAUGGUGGGUGGGAAAACUACCAUACAAUUCACGCCUUUGUUGAGUAUGCUAGACUCUGCUUUAAGGAACUUGGAAACCAUGUAGGCCUGUGGAUUACAAUGAAUGAGCCUUCGGUAAGGAACCUCACUUUUACAGCAGGCCAUAAUCUUCUGAAAGCACAUGCCAAGGCCUGGCAUUUGUAUGACAAAGAAUUCCGAGGUUCACAGAAAGGAAAAGUAUCCAUUGCACUUCAUGCCAACUGGGUAGAGCCAGCCUGUCCCUUUUCAGAAAAUGAUAUAAAUACCAGCGAAAGGAUUUUAGAAUUCGACGUAGGCCGGCUUGCCAACCCAAUAUUCCUCGACGGGGAUUAUCCAAAGGUCAUGCGGGAUUGGCUGACAAAGCCAAUUCUGCACAACAGCCAUGAUUUGUUCAAUUUCCAUUUGCCUUAUUUUUCGGAAGAUGAAAAAAAAAUGAUCAGAGGAACGUUUGAUUUUUUUGGCUUGACCCAUUAUACUACUGAGCUGGUGCAGUGGGAAAAGGAAGACUCGGCUAAGUAUGAUCACAGUCUUCAGGUUCAGUAUAUCACAGAUAACACAUGGAUACAAUCGCCACACGAAUACGCAGUUGUUCCGUGGGGGCUAAGGAAAAUGCUGAAAUGGAUAAAAUCAAAAUAUGGCAACAUACCAGUUUAUAUUCUAGCCAAUGGAAUUGACAACAGUCAGGAUGUGGUUCAUGACAAAUUAAGAAUAUAUUACAUGAGGAAUUAUGUUAAUGAGGCACUCAAAGCAUCUCUGAUAGAUGGAGUUGAUGUUCGUGGAUAUUUUGCUUAUUCUUUUAAUGACAAGACAGAUCCUGGGUAUGGCCUGUACACCUACAUUGCCAAUCAAUAUAAGGCUAAGCCGUCAUUGAAACAAUACAGGAAAAUAAUCAACAAUAACGGGUUUCCAAGUGUAAACAUGACCGUGGCUUCGUGCCCUGUGGAACAUGUCCUUUGCCCAGACUGUCAUUUCUUCCAGACAAGAAAAUACCUACUAGCUUUCGUGGCUUUUAUAUUUUUAAUUUUUAUCAUCUCUGUUUUUAUGAUUACAUAUUACUCAAAAAAAGGCAAAAGAAGAUAUAAGUAAUGGCCCAAGUUCUGUUAAUGACAAAAGUAAUUUCGCACAACCUCAUAGAACUGUCCUCUUCACGGGAUAGAGAAUUGGUUAUAGAUUGGUUAUGAAACCAGCGCUGGGUCCAAUAUGUACUGUAGUAGUCUCGUGCACCACUGUACAGGGGAGUCCUCUCGUUUUAGUUGCUUUGCAAUCCAUUUUAUAUUAUUCUUUAAAUUACAUUUUGCAACAAUCCAAACACCUAUUUUUUUUUUUUUUUUAUGAAUACUUAUCACACAGUCAAACACACGUAUAUACAAAAUGCAAAAUGGCAGAAUGCUUUCUGUAUAAAAAAAGCUACAUGUGUGUAAACCUGUGUCAUGGAUGAAAAAUUGGUAUUAAGUAAUAUAGUAUACCUGUAAAUGUAAUAUAUCAAGAACCCAGACUUGGCAGUUCCAAGCCAAACUUAAUUUUAUAUAAGAUUAACCUACAUUUAGACUUUCCUGAAAUUCAGUUUUCUAGUCGAAUCUAAGACCCAUCAGAUUGUUAAGGUUUUCAUUCGAUACCAUUGAUUAGACUUUUGCAGCUGGUGGGGUGCAUAAUCCACAAGUUUGGACACGUAAAAAGUUAUAAAAAGAAGUUAAAGAAUGAAGCGGUCAGUUGAACAAGCAUAUUUUACGAGAAUGAUAUCGUAAUGACCAUUACAUACCACAUGGGGUAGACACACACUGCAAAUAAAACAUACUAUAAAGAGGCCUAACAUUUUUCACUUGCCCACUAGAUAUUGGCAAGUUUAAUUUGAGCCCUGGCGAGUAGUAAAUCACUCCCGGUGAGUGUGUCAUGGACCCUCCAAGGGUGCAAUGGUGAAUAACUUAAAAAGACUGACUAGUAGGAUAGCACUUGAAAUGUUGAGCCAAACAACACCUAUCUCUGAAGAACAGGGAUUUCUGACAUAAUAUAAAAAUAACAU